This is a messenger RNA of Belonocnema kinseyi, 4253 nucleotides long. It is a transcript of the gene NKCC, whose product is annotated as bumetanide-sensitive sodium-(potassium)-chloride cotransporter. Bases 323 to 3346 code for a protein of 1007 amino acids. Gene Ontology annotation, molecular function: sodium:potassium:chloride symporter activity. The record is from RefSeq and is a predicted model, not a curated record. Gene Ontology annotation, cellular component: membrane. Gene Ontology annotation, biological process: potassium ion import across plasma membrane; sodium ion homeostasis; sodium ion transmembrane transport. The transcript is spliced from 19 exons. Lineage: Eukaryota; Metazoa; Arthropoda; Insecta; Hymenoptera; Cynipidae.
CUCAAAUUUUUGUCGUUAAAUGCUAUCGAUUUACUUCGUCGCGACUUGAUGCGUGGGUGUCAAGAUCUUAAAGGAUUUUAUUUCGCUGAUGGAGGCUGCAUUAACGAUGAAACAUCAAUAGUGAAAAAAACUCUUUGCCUUGAAAAGCAAUUUCAUCUCCUACCAUGCAACUACACAAUAGCAUACUGGAGAGAUGUUUCAGUAGUAAAAGUUUGUUUGAAUCCGUCUGACCAGUGCGCGCAUCACUCCUUUAGAAUUUUGGGGAGGGAAGAGAAAACUCAAUAUUUCCGGCGCCACAGACCUUUAAAAAGGAAUUGGUGGGAUGGAUGGACGUUUUCUAAAUAAAGCUGCUGGAGACAGCGAAGAUAUUGAUUAUCAAAAUAAAAGAAACACCAUGACAUUAAAUGUAAAUGGAUUGUGGGACGUGGUUCCCCGAUUGGAUCAUUACAGACUGAGUAGGAGAGCUAAAAGGCCAUCCUUAGGCGAACUGCAUGAAGGAAACCCAAUAAAGAAUGCAAACAUCGAAGCUGGUCAGACAGGGGUUGUUCCGGUUGCCUACGACGGCAUAAAAUUAGGAUGGAUUCAAGGAGUACUGAUACCAUGUCUCCUAAACAUCUGGGGUGUUAUGCUAUUUUUGCGAUUAUCCUGGGUUGUUGCGCACGCGGGAAUCUAUCAAAGUAUCAUCAUUAUCGCGAUAUCAGCUGUAGUUUGCGUCAUCACGACUCUAAGCUUGAGUGCAAUUAGCACUAAUGGAGAAGUAAAGGGAGGUGGUAUUUACUUCAUAAUUUCAAGAUCCUUGGGGCCCGAAUUUGGGGCAUCGGUGGGCAUAGUGUUCGCUUUUGCAAAUGCAGUCGCAGCCUCCAUGAACACGAUAGGAUUUUGUGAUUCCAUGAACCAAUUACUAAAGGAAAAUGGCGUCAAAAUUUUUGACAAUGGUGUCAAUGACGUCAGGCUGAUUGGAACCGUUGCAAUUCUAGUGAUGAUCUUAAUCUGUGCAAUUGGCAUGGAGUGGGAAUCGAAGGCGCAGAAUUUUCUCAUUGCUAUCAUCGUUGGUGCAAUUUUGGACUUUCUCAUUGGGUCUAUGAUUGGCCCUUCUACUCUGGAACAACAGGCUCACGGGUUCGUUGGAUUCUCGAGUGAGACUUUCAAGAAUAAUUGGGGCCCGGAUUAUCGAUUUUCUGAGAACGUCAAUCAGACUUUUUUCUCAAUAUUUGCAAUAUUUUUUCCAUCGGUCACUGGUAUACAAGCAGGUGCUAAUAUUUCCGGAGAUUUGAAAGAUCCAGCGAGCAGCAUCCCUGUUGGUACUCUUCUGGCUCUUUUGAUUUCAAUGAUUAGUUACGUAACGUUUGUACUUUUCGCUGGAGGCGCAGCAGCCAGAGUUGCAAGUGGCCAAGUUGUAAACAAUACUAUCGUUCAAUGCGUCGCAGGUGUCAACUGCACACAUUAUGGUCUAUACUACGAUUAUUCGAUAAUGCAACUCAUGUCCGGCUGGGGACCGUUCAUUUAUGCCGGAUGUUUCGCAGCAACCCUCUCUACAGCCUUAACGAAUUUAUUAUCCGUCCCUCGUCUUAUACAGGCUCUGGGUAAAGAUCGAAUUUACCCUGGAUUAAUCUUCUUUAGCAAGGGUUACGGGAAGUCCGGAGAACCCUACAGAGGAUACGUUCUUACAUUUAUUGUAGCCGUUCUUUUUCUCCUAAUAGCCGACUUGAACUUGGUGGCUCCACUUAUUUCAAAUUUCUACCUCGCGUCUUACGCCCUCAUCAACUUCUGUACAUUCCAUGCAGCCCUCGUUCGUCCACUGGGCUGGCGCCCUACAUUUAGGUAUUACAACACUUGGCUCUCAUUACUGGGAUUCAUCCUGUGUGUAGCAAUUAUGUUUCUCAUUGACUGGGCAACAUCCCUGGUUACAUUUGUGAUUAUUUUCGCGCUUUAUCUUAUCGUCGUUUACCGAAAGCCUGAUGUCAAUUGGGGUAGCAGUACACAAGCACAAACUUACAAAACUGCACUCUCAACUGUAUACAAGCUGAAUUCGAUGGACGAACACGUGAAAAAUUAUGCACCCCAAAUUCUGGCUUUGACAGGGUCACCUAACACAAGGCCAGCUUUGCUCCAUCUAGCAAAUCUCAUCACGAAAAAUAAUUCCUUACUUCUCUGUGGAGAAGUUUAUCCGUCACGCCUCUCUUAUCGUAUGCGUUCGAAUCAUUUAAGAAAGGGAUACGCAUGGCUAAACAGGCAUCGAAUUAAAGGUUUUUAUCAAAUUGUGGAAGAAAUGAGUUUGGAAAUGGGAGCAUCUGCUUUAAUGCAAGCAAGUGGAGUUGGAAAAUUGGUUCCAAAUGUGGUUCUAAUGGGUUACAAAACCCACUGGGCAACUUGUAAUAAUAAAGAACUUCAAGAGUACUUCAACGUUCUUCACAACGCCUUCGACCACAAACUUGCGGUAGCUAUAUUAAGGAUAUCUGAAGGUCUAGACUGUGCUGGAAAUGCAAAUGGUGUGGUGGAGGAUGAUCAUGGUACUUUGGCGCAGAGCACAUACGAUCUUGCUGGAAAUACUCUCAUGCACGCAGAUAGUGAUUUGAGUAUGACUACUGGAAUUCCACGCGUCCAGAGUGUACCCACGAUAGGCACCGCCUAUCCGUGUAUUGAAAUUCCACCAGUGAUGAGAGAUUCGCCAACAAAUUGGAGCGCACAUGAACAAUUAAAACACAAAAAGAAGCACGCCACCGAAAAAUUAAUGUUACGUAAUGGAAUGACUGUCGUGCCUGAAUACAUGACAGUUUUCCAGAAAAAGUAUAAGAGUGGCACAAUUGACGUUUGGUGGCUUUAUGACGAUGGAGGUUUGACAAUACUUUUGCCCUACAUCAUCAGCACGAGGUCAAAUUGGGAACAUUGCAAAAUGAGAAUUUUCGCGCUCGCCAAUCACAAGCAGGAAAUUGGUGCUCAGGAAAAAGAAAUGGCCGAAAUCAUGGCUAAAUUCCGAAUCAAAUACACAAGCCUAAAAAUGGUUGAUGACAUUAGUAUUCAACCUCAAAAAUCUACACAAGACUUUUUCAACAAACUUAUAUCUGACUUUAAGAAAGACAUUAGUCCUGAUUCAACUGAUAUUAUCGUCACCGACGAAGAACUUCAAAUGUUAAGAGACAAAACCCAUCGGCAGUUGAGACUGCGAGAACUACUUUUGGAAAAUUCUAGCCAAUCGAAAUUAGUUGUUAUGUCACUGCCAAUGCCAAGGAAAGGUGCAGUAUCUGCUUCAUUGUAUAUGGCAUGGUUAGAAGCCCUCACGAGAGAUAUGCCACCUACGUUAUUGAUAAGAGGGAAUCACACUUCAGUAUUGACCUUCUAUUCUUAGUAAUCAAGAAAAUUGCACUUUGUUAUGCAACAAAAGACUAACUCAGAGAAAGGCGAUAAAAUCUACCUUCGUCUACAAAUGCAAUAUAUACGUGUCUUUCAAUUUGCCAAACUGUUUUAAAGCUACAAUUAAAUUUUUAAAUCACAUAAUUUUAUAUUUUGUCAAAUAAUACAACAGAGUCUAUGAAGAACAUAGUCUAGAAACCAUUAGCGCUAUGCAGGUGUUUAAGCUAUAAUAGUACAUUUUUUACGAAUAGUUAGAACCCUGUUGAUGUCGAAAUUUUAUUAAUUUGAGUGGAAAAGUUUCAUUUGAAUGAAAAGUUAAAAAUUUUUUACGAACUAUCUAUAAUGUACAAUUUUUGAAAUAAACACAGCCGCCUGUUGUACGCAACAACAUCCAGUUCAGAUUGAAUUUUAAUGUAUAUUUGGAGAAACAGUAUUCAGGAAAGAAAUUCCACUCUGAAGUAAAUCGCGUUGUUGAUUGAGCUGAAAUCUAUUUUGAAACAUUCCAUUACUGGAAGACAAUUCAAUCAAAUUCUUGAUUUUGCAGGAAUUAGACCUAAUUUUAUUCAUCGACAUGGAGAGAAGCUUCGACAAACGAUGCCUAAAAAUUAAAUAUUGUAGAGAUUUUAGAUUUUAGUGUAGAUAUUUGAAAGCUGUUGCUGGAAAUAAUUUGAGGGAUUCGUUUGUUUUGGCUCUUCGAAACAUAUUAGAUGUAAUGACAUGUAUUUAUUUACCUGACUAACUUUAAGACUUUAAGAUAAUAGGCUUUUAAUCUACUUGAUAAACAAUUUUGCAAAUGAUUUAGUGAAACAUCAUAUAUGCUUACACUGACGAUGUACACAAAUUUCGUUUAAUAUGUAUUUUAACUGCAAACGCAAAUAUGAUGUAUUCGACUGAUGUAAGAA